Molecule: messenger RNA, 1035 nt
Organism: Nematolebias whitei (Rio pearlfish)
Lineage: Eukaryota; Metazoa; Chordata; Actinopteri; Cyprinodontiformes; Rivulidae
Product: tripartite motif-containing protein 35-like
Molecular function (GO): zinc ion binding
Source: RefSeq, a predicted model, not a curated record
AUGGCUUCCAGGUCCGAGGAGGAUCUCUGCUGUCCGGUCUGUCAGGAGGUCUUCAGAGAUCCUGUUCUUCUGCCAUGUAGCCACAGCUUCUGUAAAGUCUGUCUGAAGAACUGGUGGAGGGAGAAACCAGCACAGGAGUGUCCUGUUUGUAGGAAGAGAUCUUCAAAUGUGGAUCCAGCCUGUAACCGGGCUCUGAAGAACAUCUGUGAGUCCUUCUUACAGGAGAACCAUCAGAGAGCUUCAGAGGCUCUCUGCAGUCUGCACUCUGAGAAACUCAGGCUCUUCUGUCUGGACCAUCAGGAACCAGUUUGUCUCGUCUGCAGAGACUCAAAGAAACACACCGACCACAGAUUCAGACCCAUCGAUGAAGCUGCAGAGGAUCUGCUGGGAUCUCUGAAACCACUGAAGAAGAAGCUGGAGGUCCAGAAGAAAGUUCACUCUAAGUUUGAUCAGACAGCAGAACACAUGAAGGUCCAGGCUCGACUCACAGAGAGGCAGAUGAAGGAGCAGUUUAAGAAGCUUCACCAGUUUCUAACAGAGGAAGAGGAGGUCAGGCUGGCUGCUCUGAAGGAGGAAGAGGAGCAGAAGAGUGGGAUGAUGAAGGAGAAGAUGGAGGCUCUGAGCAGAGAGAUGGAAGCUCUUUCAGACACAGUCAGAGCCACAGAGGAGGAGCUGAGAGCUGAAGAUGUCUUCUUCCUGCACAACUACAAGGCUGCAGUGGAAAGAGUCCAGCGCUGCUCCCUGCUGGAGGAUCCACAGAUGCCCUCAGGAGCUCUGAUAGACCAGGCCAAACACCUGGCCUUCAACAUCUGGAACAACAUGAAGGACAUGGUCUACUACACCCCCAUCAUUCUGGACCCAAACACUGCUGAUCCGAAACUCGUUCUAUCUGCAGAUCUGACCAGUGUGAAACCAGUAGAUGAUCAGCAGCUUCCUGAUAACCCUGAGAGGACAGCCACAUUCUCUUCUGGGCCUGAAGGCUUUGAGUUUGGAAGUCACACCUGGGUAGUGGAAGUUGGAGACAGUAAAGACUGA